Messenger RNA from Coregonus clupeaformis (lake whitefish), 2546 nucleotides. It is a transcript of the gene plppr5b, whose product is annotated as phospholipid phosphatase related 5b. The record is from RefSeq and is a predicted model, not a curated record. The transcript has 6 exons. Gene Ontology annotation, molecular function: phosphatidate phosphatase activity. Gene Ontology annotation, biological process: phospholipid metabolic process; phospholipid dephosphorylation; signal transduction. NCBI's taxonomy places the organism in Eukaryota, Metazoa, Chordata, Actinopteri, Salmoniformes, Salmonidae. The coding region runs from base 269 to 1225 and encodes 318 amino acids.
CACAGACCCAGGCGUGCGCUCCCUCCAAUCCACACGUUUUCAUCUCUAUCUCGUUCAUUCCGGUUCCAGUGACCGACCAGGGGUGACAGAAAACGGCUCUGUGAACAUCACCAUUCAGCAAUGCAUUAUAACGAGCAUUAGUGGCAGUAGGAGCAAUGUGGGGCUGACAGGAGCUAUGGUCAAGCUGCUGCGCUAGGCUAGGGGCGAAGAAGGCGGAAUGAACACAGAGGUGGCGGGGCUUUCUCUCCUCAGUGAAGUGGAUUGUUAAAUGUUCCUUUCUCUUCCUUUGACGAACAUGCUUUAUUUUCAGCUGGUGAUCAUGGCGGGGACGGUCAUGCUGGCAUACUACUUCGAGUACACUGACACGUUCAACGUGCACGUCCAAGGGUUCUUCUGCUAUGACAAUGUCUACGCGAAGCCGUACCUCGGACCAGAGGAGUCCAGCGCGAUCCCUCCCGCUCUACUGUAUGCGCUCGUGGCAGGGGUCCCUACACUUGUGAUCAUGAUCUCAGAGACCGUCCUGUUCUUGAUACAAUACUCGUCCAAAGAGCUGGACAGUCAGGAGAAGACCAUGCUGACAGGAGACUGCUGCUACCUCAACCCUCUGGUGCGCAGGACCUUUCGCUUUCUGGGAGUGUACACUUUCGGGCUGUUCACCGUGGACAUCUUUGUAAACGCGGGCCAGGUGGUGACGGGGAACCUGUCCCCCCACUUCCUGACGGUGUGUAAACCCAACUUCACAGCCCUGGGCUGCCAGCACGCCCUGCGCUACAUCAGCCACCAGGAGGCCUGCACCGGGAAUCAGGAGGAUAUCCUGCGUGCACGCAAAACCUUCCCCUCCAAAGAGGCUGCUCUCAGCGUCUACGCAGCCCUCUAUCUCGCGAGUUACAUCACAUGCACGGUGAAAGCCAAAGGGACGCGGCUAGCCAAGCCUGUGCUGUCCCUGGGUCUGAUGUGUCUGGCCUUCCUCACGGGACUCAACAGAGUGGCUGAGUAUCGGAACCACUGGUCUGAUGUCAUCGCUGGCUUCAUCAUAGGAGUGGCCAUCGCUACCUUUCUGGUGGUGUGUGUGGUGCAUAACUUCAAAGGCAAGCUGUUGCUCAGUGAAGACCCCCCGCAGGACAACAUGCCUAACGCUCCCAUGAUGAACAUGUCCAGAGUGGAGAGCCCACUGGAGAAGUACAUCGCCUCGCAGAAUCACAUCACCUUCGCUGAAGUCACAUGACGUUGAAUCGGCCGUUUUGCAAACCCAUUGGACAUCAACGCUCUUCACCGUCCAAUCAAAAAUCUAAUAGUCGGGGUGCAACGCUAACUCAUUAUGUACGGCUACUGUAUAAGGUCUGUCUGUGUUGUUGUCUUGUCGGUCCCUGUAUCCAAUCCUAUGCCGCAGUAAUGUAAAAACUCCUCAAUAGCUUGAUGGAAGGUCCUUUGCUGUGUUUCUCCAUCUAUUUACUGCAUUUAUUUGAUCUAUUUUUGGACUUAAUCCCCAAAUGAAGAAAAUCGACCUGAUUCAACUUGAAUUAACUUGACUUGUCAUUAUAAGCAGAAAUGCUGACACGCUGUGACCCAGAUGCCACUUUAUACUGUAGAAGAGAGGACUUCAUCAUGGAAGUGACUGAUCCAUUUUCCCACAAUGUUGGUCAGAUAUGUUCUUAUUCAUUCUGCCAUCGCUUCAUGUAAAUUAUAUUUCAUCAUUGGACUCGUUUUUGUGUACACUUCCAAUAAGCAUUGUUACAUUGUAAGAAUCAGUAUCCUAAAUAAUGGGACGAUAGGUAGCCUAUGUUGUGUUGAAUUUGUAGAUUUGUAGAUUCAAAAUGGCCCUGUUGCCACAUACAGGGACAUAUAUUUCAACCCCAGAUUAUGAGAAAUCCAUACCUAUGAUGUUGGUUAGACUUUGAUUCAUGUUGCUUCAUGUUGCUUCACUUUUAUUCAUAUUGCUUCAUGUUGCUUCACUUUGAUUCAUGUUGCUUCAUGUUGCUUCACUUUUAUUCAUGUUGCUUCAUGUUGCUUCACUUUUAUUAAUGUUGCUUCAUGUUGCUUCACUUUUAUUCAUGUUGCUUCAUGUUGCUUCACUUUGAUUCAUGUUGUUUCAUGUUGCUUCACUUUUAUUCAUGUUGCUUCAUGUUGCUUCACUUUUAUUCAUGUUGCUUCAUGUGGUAGUUCCUAAAGCCGAUGCGCCAUCAGCUGGAGCUCGAAGAGGGGUUGGUUAUCAUCUGUGUGUCAGCGUGUGUUUGUGUUUGCGUGUGUGUGUGCGAGUUGUGAAGCCUUGAGCUGUGUGUAUUGACGUGGAUGUCGUUUAAGGCAGCCCCCCGCACCUCUCUGAUUCAGAGGGGUUGGGUUAAAUGAGGAAGACACAUUUCGGUUUAAUGCAUUCAGUUGUGCAACUGACUAGGUAUCCCCUUUUACCCUUUCUGCCACACUCACAAAUCCAUAAAGGGUAGAUAAACUGCAGCAGACAAUCACCAGCUCCUCUCUCACUCACUUUCACUCACUCACUCCUCUCUCUCUCUCACACACACACACACACACACACACACAUGCACCCA